AUGAGUGAGGAAGCCAGAGAGGCCUCGACUGCAAGCGGUUCCAAUGCCGCUGAGCGCGUGGUGAAGAAGAGGGCUUCGCAAGCCUGUCACCAUUGCAGAACCCGCAAGGUAAAAUGCGACCUUGUUAAAUCUGGCGUGCCUUGCCACAACUGCUCCUCGGACGGCAUCGAAUGUAUCAUCCUCGAAUCGAGACGGAGCAGAAAGUAUCGUCUGCAGAAGCGUCAGUCAACUCGCCCCACGGCGCUUCCCCCGAUUUCCCAGGCGCAGCCAAAAACCGCCUCAGAGCCUUCAGCUACCGGGCUGCAACUCGCCGAUGGUGUGAACGAUGCAGCUCCAGCACUCGAGGCCAGUACUCCUACUCAAUCAAAUCAUGUGCGUUCCUUCGUGCCAAUCGAAUUUCAGACUCCUCACAUUCUUCCUCGAAACAACAGUCUGGCCGCUCCGACCCAUGCAAGCACUGCUUCUAAUGCAUCCGUCGUGGGAGCCGCCACUGAUUUGCCGUCCUUCAUUCGCCCUUGUCGGCCAGACAUUCGGCAGGAUGACUUGGACUUCCUGCGUCGCCGUGGCGCUUUGAGCUUACCCCUGGGCGAGCUCCAUGAUCAGCUGAUUCGAGCUUUUGUGCUCUACGUGCACCCGUUCAUGCCUAUCGUCGAUCUGGAAGACUUCCUGGGUGCCCUCGACGGCAAAGAUGGCUCUCCAAAGAUCAGCUUAGUCGUGUUUCAAGCCAUUCUGUUCUCGGGCGCUGCCUUUAUCGAGCUGCCGCUUCUCCAGGAAGCAGGCUACGAAAGUCGAAGAAUUGCAAGAGCCGAUUUCUAUCAGAAAGUCAAGCUACUCUACGACUUCGACUGGGAAGUAGACCGAGUCGCCCUUAUCCAAGCACUACUCCUACUAAAUUACUGGUAUGUGUCGGAGAACGACCAAAAAGAUCCCUGGCAUUGGCUCGGUGUCUGCGUUUCUCUGGCCACCAGUAUCGGGUUGAAUCAACCCUUUACACAUGCUCAGAAGGACCCCAAGGUUAGAGCUCUGUGGAGACGAAUAUGGUGGAGUUGCGUCCACCGCGACAGGAUCAUCUCUAUCAGCAUGCGAAGACCAGUGCGAAUCAAAGACGAGGAUAUCAGGCUCUCACCUCUGAGAAUGGACGACUUCGAGACUGGGCCUUUCCCUUCGGCGAUCUUGUGCCUCCAAGGCAAUUCUUUUCUCACGGAUAGAUAUGUGAGAUCCAUGUUGGCUGAGAUGUAUAUCGCAAAGCUCAAACUGCUGCUCUUCAUUGGACAGAUCCUCAAACACUUCUACCACUUGCGCGGCUUUGGUGGCUCCACAUCCGAGUCGACCUUACUCUAUACUCCCAAAAAGUCCGAAGUCAAAGGGAAGCAAUAUCUGCAGUUGCAACAUGACCUUGAUCAGUGGUACAGGGAGCUUCCACCCAGUUGCUGGCUGGUAACGAGCAGCAGCAGUGAUGACCUCGAUCCGUCUACUGCAGACUCUGUUUUGAUGCAUCGGUCAGUAUUGAGGAUGCUCUACUUGAUGGCAUCUGAAGCUCUCAAUCGCCCUCAAUCACUGUCCAAGCCCCCCAGUGGCCGGGAGAACAGCCCAACAUCAAAGGUCAAGGAAGCAGCUGAGAAGAUUGCGGAAAUGACAGAAUCUCUACAAAAGCGAGACUUGGUCAGGUUUCUCCCGCCACUGUCGGUGAGUUUUAUGCUGCUCGCACUCGCCUCCUUCUUGGUGGAUAUGAAAGCGAAGGGCCAAAGCAUCGGAGCGCUGCCAGAGCACCAAUUUCAUAUUUGUAUGCGAGCAUUACUGCAACUGCGAGAAAUCUGGCCCAUUGCCGAUGCUGCUUGCUUUCUGAUCGGACAGAUGAUCAACAAGCAUCAAGUCGGCAAGAUUUCGACGCCGGCUGUACAACCAGCACCGUUGAAUAUAAGUCUGUCAUCGUCGAACGAUUGGCGACCUCCUGAGAUUCCCCCCAGACAUACACCUCCUGUCCCCCGGUUUGACCAAGUAUCGGCAGAAGUGCCUUUCACUUCUACCGCUUUAAGCGAGCCACCGACGUUCACAACACAUCAACCAGAAGUGGCUCCCACAACGACACAGGGGUUCGUUAUGCCUUACAAUUGGACAGAGGAGGACUUUGAAGGCGACUAUGGGGUCAUGAUGGAGGCUCACGCACUGAACAUGGACCUCGCCAUGCCCGAUGCAGAGGUGUUGGGCUUCUUUGGCAACGGUAUGUUUGACCUUGAACCAUCACCACACCAUGACCAAGCUGGACAAGAUGGUCUCCCAUAUGCUCCGCAGCAAUCUUCCGUCGUCUGUGAUCCAUGGAAUUCCACGGUUGUCAAUCAAUAUAUGGAUCCUUAUCGCACGCCGAGAUCGAUCUAG
Messenger RNA from Fonsecaea nubica, 2376 nucleotides. RefSeq lists its product as hypothetical. The transcript has 3 exons. The record is from RefSeq and is a predicted model, not a curated record. The coding region runs from base 1 to 2376 and encodes 791 amino acids. Gene Ontology annotation, molecular function: DNA binding; zinc ion binding; DNA-binding transcription factor activity, RNA polymerase II-specific. NCBI's taxonomy places the organism in Eukaryota, Fungi, Ascomycota, Eurotiomycetes, Chaetothyriales, Herpotrichiellaceae. Gene Ontology annotation, biological process: DNA-templated transcription; regulation of DNA-templated transcription.